AUGGGUGUCGCAGUUUCGGCCGCCAAACGUGCUAUAAGGAAUUGGAAUUCUACAAAUCGAGCAUUGAGACACUUUGAUAAGGUAGAAGCUAAGAGAAAAGCGGUCCUAAGCAGCUCAAAAUUUGGGAAAAGCUCAUGUCAAUAUGAAGAAGCCUUAGCUAAAAAGGACGCUGAUUUGGAAGGACGUGUUGCAUCAUUUGAUAUAGCAAGUGAGGGAGUCAAAAGUUCGAUCUUGCCUGAGGGUUUCAAUUAUGUUCUAAAGUCCAGUCGGAAACUGCCCCAGAGGCUUGAAUUUGGUAGUCCGCUGCCCCCUCCCCAUCUUGUUUUCGGGUUUGCUGUGCCCGAGUUUAUUCCAGAGGGAAAAAUCACGAUGCAGCAGGCCGUAGACAUGAUAAGGUCUUAUCAACUUGAAGAGAAGACGGUGUUCCAACUCGCUGAGGACUAUGGCCUUGAUAAAUCCAUGGUUUCCUCACCAGAAUUGGAUGAUGGAUCUGAUCCUGUCUUGCGAGAAAUUGCUGCCCAAGAAUUCGCCUCUCGUAGGGAAGCAAUGAGGUCGUUGGAGAAUCAGAUUAUGGAACUACUGCUGCCACCCGACCCAACAGCAAAAUGCAACUCAGUGCGCCUGCAGCUGAUAGCUGGGGCUGGGGGUUUGGAGGCAGCAAUGUUCGCUCGUGACCUCUUCGCCAUGUACGAAGCUUAUGCCUGCCACCGUGGUUGGCGUCUUGCAUCUAUUACUGACGGCGGAGCAAGGGAGUCUGUCGUUGGUGCAGACAGUCCGAUCCACCAUGUGGAAGUUCGUGUGGAGUCGUCCAGCCCCAUAGAUCCUGUGUAUCCUUAUCUCCGAUGGGAAGCUGGUGUACACCGUGUUCAGCGUGUACCACUUACAAGCAAACUAAACAAGAUCCACACCAGCACUGUCGCUGUUACCAUACUCCCGGUGGAAGUGGAGUUGGAUCCGGAGGACUUGGAGUGGGAGGUGUUCCGUGCUUCCGGUGCUGGGGGCCAACACGUGAACAAGACGGAGAGCGCAGUACGUGUGCGUCAUAGGCCCACGGGGCACGUCGCUGCCUGUCAAGCUGAUCGCUCUCAGCAUGCCAACCGGGGAAAAGCCCUUCAGUUACUCAGAGCCAAGCUUGCAAACGAAGUGGCUAGACGGCAGGUGGAGACUGAAAUGGUCGAAAAGCGUUCUCAAAUAGGCUCGCUGGCUCGAUCGGAUCGCAUUCGCACUUACAACUACCAACAAGACCGCAUCACCGACCAUCGUCUUGGACGCUCCUGGAGUGGGUUGGCCACUGUCAUGCGUCAGGGCCUUCCUGUGGUGAACGAAACUGCAUUCGCUCUUGAUAUAGCCUAUAAACUCGCUGCGCUUGCUUCUCUUGAUAAGCCUUACUUUUUAUGCUGA
Molecule: messenger RNA, 1401 nt
Organism: Hydatigera taeniaeformis
Lineage: Eukaryota; Metazoa; Platyhelminthes; Cestoda; Cyclophyllidea; Taeniidae
Source: the annotation of a GenBank genome assembly